Molecule: messenger RNA, 2778 nt
Organism: Spirodela intermedia
Lineage: Eukaryota; Viridiplantae; Streptophyta; Magnoliopsida; Alismatales; Araceae
Source: the annotation of a GenBank genome assembly
AUGGCGGGUUUCAGUCGGCGGGCUCAACUUCCUCCUUUUCUCGCUCUUCUUCUUCUUCCUCUGGGGACCGUUGGGCUACUCUCAUUGACUGCCAGCGUGCUCGAGGUCGAUCUGACGGUCCUGCAGAGCGCCACCAAGAGAGGAGCAGGCAUGGCGGCUAAAUUCUCCCUCUAUCUAAGACGCUUUAGAUCGCUCUCUCUCUCUCUCUCUCUCACAAGAGCUUCCUACUCCAUGGAUCUCAAUGGCAGUGUGCCUGGACGGCAGCCCCCCUGCGUACCAUUUCUCGGGCGGAUUCGGCUCAGGCGAGGGCAGCUGGUUAGUCCACAUCGAGGUCAGGCCAUCUCAAUAAAAACAGUUUGAUUGUUUUUAUUCACUUUUGUUACGCGGAGCAGUAUUUUUUUGGUUUUGACUCUUUAUGCGAGAGCCCACGUGUGGUACCUUUUUCGUUCAAUAUCUGGCCAGAUCACCCUGCAAGUAACAUUCUCACAGAGAGAGCGAGAGAACAGAAGGGAAUAUCCAGAGGGAGUGUGACCGGGAAGGAAGAUGUGGAGAGAACGUUAUUGAUCGGCAGGGAAUGUGAAUUGAGAGCGAGAGAGAGAGAGAGAGCGGCAAGGGAGAUGUAGAGAAGGGAGACGUGUGGCGAAGUAGUCGCGGAGAGAGAGAAAUAAAUGACGGAGAAAGGGGUCCCCUGAUGAGUGGUGGCGGCAACUUGAAAAAGGUGCUAUACUGCAAGAGGUGGCGUCAGAGGUUUUCCACUACAAGGAUGCUAUCUUGCGAUAUUUAAUGACCUUGGUCUUCGUCUUGAUGGUGGCCAGGGGGGAGGAUGGUGCCACAACGUGACGAACUGCCUCUCCCGCAUGAAGGGAAAGCUCGGUUCCUCCAGGGCCAUGGGCGCUGUCCGUUUCUCUGGCAUCUUGAACGAUCAUGGAGAGCUCAAUCCUUGUACGAACCUCCCGACCGGCACUCCCCUCCUUCCUCUCCUCCCGGCGAUUCUCACCCGGUUAACGCGUGCAGACUUCUACAACUGGAACAAGGUCAAGGUCGGCUACUGCGACGGCUCCUCCUUCACCGGCGAUGUCGAUAGAGUCGACCCUGUGAGCACUAACCCGCCCGCCCGCCCCUCAUCUUUCCCGCACUAACCCUCCCUCUCUCUCUCUACGGAUUCUUCUCUCCCUCUCUCUGAGUAUUUCUCUUUCUUUCUCUUUCUCUGCGUAUUCCUCUCUCUGACGAUGCGGUUAUGGUCUUCCCCGCCGGCAAGGCGACUAACCUUCACUACCGGGGGGCGAGGAUCUUCGAUGCGGUGAUGGAAGAUCUACUGGCGAAGGGGAUGAAGAACGCUACGAACGUACAGCCCUCCUUUCGGUAUCCCUUCAACCUUUACUGAGAAUGGAAAAGAUAUUAACGAGUGAAAUCGAACAGGCUCUCCUCUCCGGCUGCUCCGCCGGCGGGCUAACGUCGGUGCUGCACUGCGACCGCUUCCGAGCUCUUCUCCCCGCGGACGCCCGAGUCAAAUGCCUCACUGACGGCGGCUACUUCGUCAACGCGUAUGAACCCUAACCUGUUGUGGUUGGUUCCCUCAUCCCGCUGCAUCGAUCCGCUUACAUGACUCUUGUUGUUGCAGGAAGGAUAUCUCCGGGAUCGAGUACGUCAGAGCCUACUUCAACAGCAUCGUAGAGACUCAUGUAUGCGCAUCAAUAGCAUGGUUCCAUCAUAAUCAUCACAUAUUCUGUUGUUGAUAGGGUUCUAACGUGGGCGGCGUUUAUUUCCCAGGGUUCCGCGAAGAAUCUUCCGCCGUCCUGUACCUUGAGGAUGAGCCCGGGCAUGGUCAGGGCAAAGAAGAGUCUCUCCCGAUAAAGCUUCCUGUGUCUAUCUCACCCAUGAAAUCUUCUCGUGCAGUGUUUCUUCCCGCAGUACGUGGCUCCGCGCAUUCUUACACCACUGUUCAUCCUCAAUGCGGCCUAUGACUCGUGGCAGGUGCCGUAGAAAACCUUGUCGUCGUCUUCGUCUUCGACUUCUUCUUCUUCCGAUUCCUCCCUUUUUAUGCGCGAUCCUCGCCUCUGACAUUAGUUUAUCUGGUGCGUUUUACAGAUCAGGAACAUCCUGGUUCCAUUGCCGUCUGACCGUGAAGGCACCUGGAAGGACUGCAGAGCAGACAUUACGAAGUGCAACACGAAGCAAAUAGAAGGCAUGCAAGGUACCCGCUCUCCCCCGUUGCUCCCUCUCCACACAUCAGCCUAUGCAUUUAUAAAUAUACAGAUUAACUCAACUUCCCCUCCAUCGCUAUAUACCAAUCUAUCUAUCUAUAUAAUUGUCUCCUCCCCCAUUUCUCUCCCUCUCACUCAUCAGUCUUUCUGAUUCUCCAUUAUUUUAAGUACGACUGAGAGAGAUGAAUCUAAUUCCCCUGGUUCACCAUUGCCAGUGUUCAGGCAGGAGUUCCUGAAGGACUUGGGCAGAACAAUCGCUAGCGACCCUUCCAAUGGCUUCUUCAUCAAUUCCUGCUUCGCUCACUGCCAGACGGAGCUUACUGCGACCUGGAAGUUCUCCAACUCCCCAGUCCUCGGAAACACAGUAGCCUUCUCUCUCUCUCUCUCUCUCUCUCUCUCUCUCUCUCUGACGUGAAAUAUAAUACCCAGUUAGACAGUUGCAGAGGCGGUGGGACUGUGGUUCUACGAUCUGCGAGACUUCAAGGAGAUCGACUGUCCAUACCCCUGCGACUCUUCCUGCUACAACAACAAAUACGAGUCUCAGGAUGGCUUAGAAGACAACGAUAUUCCAUAA